Molecule: messenger RNA, 5392 nt
Organism: Hemiscyllium ocellatum (epaulette shark)
Lineage: Eukaryota; Metazoa; Chordata; Chondrichthyes; Orectolobiformes; Hemiscylliidae
Product: U2 snRNP-associated SURP motif-containing protein-like
Exons: 28
Coding region: 214-3126 (970 amino acids)
Biological process (GO): RNA processing
Cellular component (GO): nucleus
Molecular function (GO): RNA binding
Source: RefSeq, a predicted model, not a curated record
CGAUGCCUGUCUGGGCUCGGAACUCGAUUGAUCCGGCGGCGGACGAGGAAAAUGGCGGACAAAACAGUGCGGAGCUCGGAGAGACGCGGUGUGUGCAGCGGCUGUGAGGUGCAAGUGAUGCAUUGCUGAGCUUUCCGAUUGCAAACUUAUAUGAGCUUGUAUGUUAUAAAAAGUGUGUUUCUGAUUAAUUAACUAAACUAGAGCGCUGACAAAAUGACUGCCCCAAAAAGGACUCUCAGUAAAAAGGAGCAGGAGGAAAUUAAAAAGAAGGAAGAUGAAAAGGCAGCUGCUGAAAUAUAUGAGGAAUUUUUGGCCUCCUUUGAGGGUGCUGACUCCAGUAAAGUAAAAGCGUUUGUUAGAGGUGGCAUCGUAAAUGCGACAAGAGAAGAACGAUUGGAGGAACAGAAAGGAAAAUUGUAUAAACCUUCCACACGGGUUCCAGAGGUAAAGAGUUUAGUACCAGAGAAAUCAUCUUCACCAUCUUUCACAUCAGACCCCAAGAAGCCUCCUUUAAAGAAGGGUGAAAAGGAGAAGAAAAAAAGUAACUUGGAGUUAUUCAAAGAGGAAUUAAAACAAAUUCAAGAAGAACGUGAUGAACGGCAGAAAACAAAAGUGGGUAAGGAUGCUCCUUUCAGGCCUAGUCGAUUUGAGCCUCUGCCAUCGGAAGAGUCGACGCAAAAUCGCCGCUCUUCUGAAUCUUCGAGGAGAAACAGGCAAACUAAUGCACUUGAGGAAUUUACUCCUGGUUCUCAUGAUGCAGGCGAUCCAACUACUACCAAUUUAUAUAUUGGUAACAUUAAUCCGAAGAUGAAUGAAGAAAUGCUGUGUCAAGAGUUUGGACGCUUUGGUCCCUUGGCUAGUGUUAAAAUUAUGUGGCCCAGAACAGAAGAAGAAAGAGCCAGAGAGAGAAAUUGCGGAUUUGUAGCUUAUAUGAACAGGAGAGAUGCUGAACGAGCUUUGAAAAAUCUGAAUGGGAAGAUCAUUAUGGAAUUUGAAAUGAAGCUGGGUUGGGGUAAGGCUGUGCCUAUUCCUCCUCACCCAAUUUAUAUUCCACCUGCUAUGAGGGAGUUGACUCUACCACCACCCCCCUCUGGAUUACCUUUCAAUGCCCAACCACGGGAGAGGCUAAAGAAUCCUACAACUCCAGUGAUGCCACCGAAAAAUCAAGAUGAUUUUGAAAAGACUCUGUCGCACGCCAUAGUCAAAGUGGUUAUCCCAACAGAAAGGAAUUUAUUGUGUGUUAUUCAUCGGAUGAUCGAAUUUGUGGUGCGUGAAGGACCAAUGUUCGAAGCCAUGAUUAUGAACAGAGAAAUUAGCAACCCCAUGUUCAGAUUCCUUUUUGAAAAUCAAAGCCCAGCCCAUGUCUAUUACAGAUGGAAAUUGUAUUCAAUACUGCAGGGUGAUUCACCAACCAAGUGGCGAACUCUGGAUUUCCGUAUGUUCAAGAAUGGGUCGUUUUGGCGACCGCCACCUUUGAACCCAUACUUACAAGAAAUAUUAGAAGAAACCGAAUCGCGUGCUGAGGAGAAUGUGAAAAAGGGGCAGUUGAAGGAAGAUCAGAGGGAUAAAUUGGAGGAACUCUUGCGGGGACUGACUCCACGUAAAAAUGACAUUGGUGAUGCUAUGGUGUUUUGCCUGAAUCAUGCUGAGGCUGCUGAAGAAAUUGUGGAAUGUAUUGCAGAAUCUUUGUCCAUAUUGAAGACUCCGUUACCUAAAAAGAUUGCCAGACUUUAUUUGGUGUCAGAUGUAUUGUACAAUUCUUCCGCAAAAGUUGCAAAUGCCUCGUACUACAGAAAGUUUUUUGAAUCUAAGUUGUGCCAGAUAUUUGCAAAUCUUAAUGCAACCUACAAGUCAAUACAAGGUCACUUGCAGUCUGAAAAUUUUAAGCAAAGAGUGAUGGGUUGCUUUAGAGCAUGGGAAGAUUGGACAGUUUACCCUGACCCAUUCCUCAUUAAACUCCAAAAUAUCUUUCUUGGACUUGUAGAUCUUGAGGAAGAAAAUAAAGAAGUCUGCAAACCUCAGAAUAUCUACCUUGGACUUGUGGAUGUUGAAGAAAUGAAAGAAGUUUCUAAACGACAGCCAGAGUCUGAAGAACUAGAUGGAGUACCUGUUGAGGAUGAACUUGAUGGCGCCCCAUUGGAGGAUGUAGAUGGAGUUCCAAUUGAUCUAGGCUCUGGUCUAGAUGAUCUUGACGGUGUUCCUAUGAAGAUGCUAGAUGAUGACCUUGACGGUGUUCCCAUUGAUGGCCCUGAAGACCCCAAGAAGUUUCAGUCAGUAUUUAAAGUUGCUCCAUCAAAAUGGGAAGCAGUAGAUGAAGCAGCAUUAGAAUCACAAGCUGUUACAACUUCAAAAUGGGAGCUCUUUGACCAACCGACUGAAUCAGAAGAGGAUGAACAGCCAGUAGACAGUACAUUAAAGGGAAGUGAUGAUGAAGAAGGUGAUGAUGAUAUUGAUGAUCAAAUACGGCCAGAGGAACUGCUUUAUUUUUCUAACCCGGUUAAAGAAGAAUCAGUGGAAUCUAAACCAGUUCUCAAGUAUUCAGAAAUGACUGAAGAAAAGCGAGCAAAGCUUCGAGAAAUAGAGCUUAAAGUAAUGAAGUUCCAAGAUGAGUUGGAAUCUGGGAAGAGGUUAAAAAAGGCAGGUCAGACCAUGCAAGAACAAGUGGAACAUUAUAGAGACAAACUACUUCAGAGGGAGAAGGAGAAAGAACUGGAAAGAGAACGUGACAAAAAGGACAAAGAGAAAGAAGUGAUUAAAUCAGAGUACCGUAUAAAAGAAUGUAAAGAAAAAGAAAGUUCCUCCUCCCCUUCAAGCAAAGAAAGAAAAAGGAAACACAGUACAUCUGUCAGUCCGACUCGCAUUGCCAGGCGUGUGAAGUCGCCAUCACCGCGUUCAGAAUGGUCAGAAAGAUCACGUACCAAAGACAGUCCCCACACCAGGUCAACACACAAAAACACACCUAGGGAUACAAAUAAGAAGUCCAAAAGAUCUCGUUCUGGUUCAAGGACGCCGAAACGGUCCAAAAGAUCUCGAUCUAGGACACCCAGAAAAUCUUCCAAAAAAUCAAGAUCUCAGUCCAGAUCCCCACAUCGAUCUCACAAGAAAUCCAAGAAGAGCAAACACUAGUGAACUGUCCAUAACUUUUUUCUGUAAUUUUAGUUUUGUCCUGUGCCUGAACAAACUGUUGAGGAAUAUCAUUCCUGGCUUUUUUUUUGAAUGCACAUAUAUUCAUUAUGAAUAUUCAACUCCAGUCAAUCUGUGUGCUUUUUUGUAUAUGAAAAAGAAAUUGACUUCUCUAGUGCUAUGGCUUCAUCAUCCCUGAAACUCCCUGUUUGUAGAUUGUGUAAAAACAAAUCCCCCUUUUAUGUUAGAUUUUUCAUGAGGAUCCUUGUAUGUCUCUUCCACCAGCAGUAGCAGUGUUGUAUUUGCGGAGGUGUAUGAGGAAGCCUGAAGCAGAGUGUUAUCCUUUUGUAAUUUUUAACAUUCAAUGAGAGUUGAAUAAAAAUCAGUACAGAAAGUUACAUAAUUUCUUGUUUUAUAAUAAAGUAAAUGCAAUAAUGUUUGAAUAACUCAACUGUGGAUAUUUUGAAGCUCAGUUUGCCUCACUACUCCAUAAUGUAGAGUAUAUUUACAUCAGUGGGGCAUCUAGCCUGGAACAGGUUAUCUUGUUUUCUCAUCUACGCUACAUUUUAAAAUUGCAUACAAAUCUGCAAUCUUGUGUGGCUUAAUGGACACAGUAAAUGUUAUAGAGCUGCAUCUUGGCUAAAGUAGCCAACUUAUCUCAACUGAAUGUUUAGUCUGCAAAUUUGAGCUCCAAAUCCUUGUAAACUAAAUUGGCUAAUAUCUGUUUCCUUUUUAAACAAGGCACCUAUAGUCAGAACAACCUGGCUAGAAAUGAGUGAUGAGACGUCCAAUGGUUAGAAAGUCCAGGAUUUACCCAGAAUUCUCGAAGAACUGGAUCACAUGACAGGAAGUGAAUAGCAAAGCUGCUUCCGAAACAUUUGGCACAAGCACCAUUUCAAGCAUCUGGUGCCAUUCUAAGAUGCUAGCCAUUGCUAAGCCAAGGAAGCCACUCAACUUGUGUGUAACUACACCUGUCCCUGUAACAUGCAAGUCCUGUAAUGUCAUAGGAAGCAGUCCAGCUUUGUCUUGUCCUGAACUUGUGACACAUUGUGAUGGGCAAGCGUACUGCCGAAACUCUUCAUUAGCAUUUGCUGUGUGGAAACCCGAUGUCUAUGUCAACUCUACAAUCAGUAACUUGACAGGACUGUGCAGUAUUGCUCAUAGCAUCUCCAACAACUGACUCCCAGAGAUCAGUGGUUGUACUGGAUAUGUUCAAUAUGAUAGAUCUCUCGAAAGUUACAGCUCUUCACAUAUGCUAACUAUCCUGGGAAGCCACAGUCCAGCAAAGAAGUUCAGGAUGUUGGGAAAACACUCAUUGAAGAUCUAUGUUCUCUGGAAUUCUAGUUCAGAAAAUGGAGACUUCAACCAAACACUGCCAAGACUGUAAUUUCAGUCUUCCACCUGAACAGUUCAAAUGCCAGGGAAGAACAUUGAGGCCAACCGUGCAGUCGUGAUUGAAUGCCAAAAUAUGUUGGUGUCACUGAUGUUGACCCACCAGCAAUACAUCCAGUACACCAGAGUCAACAUGAAAAUGUAUUUCUUCUGGAAAUUGGCAGGUACCGUCUGGAACAGCAGAGCCAACACAUUACACAGUUUCACUCACCAUGUCUACCCAACAGCAGAGUACUGCUGUUCACUUUGGUUUCAGGAACUGUCACACAAAUACGUGUAGAUAGAACAUUGAGACGAAGCACUGCUCUAGUGGCCUCCUGUGCUAGCGCAUAUUGAAUUGCCUGAUGCCUAUCCACCUCAAAAUUCACCAUCAAUUGGCAUUUAAUGAAACAUUUCAAUUGAUACAGGACCUGGAGAAAAUAACCCAUGCACUUAUCUGAAAUCUCUCAAUCCUUGCUGAAACUUAUUCCACAUUCCACAAGUAUAAUGUCAGCCCCACCUGGUAGCACGGCAAGCUUCAACAAUCUGUAGAAAAACUUUGCAACCUUCAGCUGCUUGAGAGCUGGCUAUUGGCUCGACAACUGGCUCAAGGUGUGACUGUGUGCACAAGUCAAGCCAUCAUCCAAGUGUUGAACAUCUGUAUCAAGAAACCCCAUUCUUGAUGGCAUCCCAACCACUCAGACUAUCAACUGAAGCUGCUGACUAGGUUGUUAAACGUUGACAUUGAGCUAUUAAAAGCUUCCCAACUGCAUGGAGAAAGAAGAGGUGUUGCAGGAGGAAUAAAUACGCUGCUGAUGUUUUUUGAGCAGUAUUGCAAAAGACCCCAAAUCUUUAAUGUGUAAAGGAAAAAAACAGCUACUCAAAGUCUGAGGCAGCU